Molecule: messenger RNA, 3855 nt
Organism: Prorocentrum cordatum
Lineage: Eukaryota; Dinophyceae; Prorocentrales; Prorocentraceae
Source: the annotation of a GenBank genome assembly
GUGCCAUUCGUCCAGACGACCGCGUCUGCGCCCCGUCCCGUUGCAGUUACGACGCUGUACAUCCUGGGCGACCUGGUCGACCGGUGGCCCUCGAGCAUGAUGACUGUCGUCGGAGCUGUGGUGCCGGGCCUGGUGGAGAAGCUGGGGGACAACAAGAUUGUCAUCCGCCAGACCACGAUGAAGAUUUUGUGGAAGAUCUUCAGCGCCGUCGCAAGGAUGGGCUCGCCCAACCAGUACGCGGAGAAGUUGUUGCAGUCUCUCAUUGGCUCCCUUCCCCAGCGGAGCUCGUACGUCCGCGUGGAGCUCACCAGCGUGAUAGUGAUGGCCCUCCUCGUCUUCGAGAAGGCGGAGGUGCCCUACGACUGCGACUUCGUGGUGCUGGCGAUGUGCCAGGCCGCGCAGGACACGAGCGAGCGGGCCGCCGCGGGGGCCGCGGAGGCGCUGGCGGUGGUGCAGUUGGCUGUGGGCAGCGAGCAGCUGGAGAGGCGGUUGGCCGAGCUCCUGCGGCACGACAAGGAUCUGCUGGACAGGCUGCUCGCGCGCCUGGACUGCGGUGCGCUCGCCUCCGUCACCAACGAGGGGCUCGUGGAGUUCCCGACGCCGUCGCAGCUGCAGCCGGCCGUCCUGCCGCCGACCUCGCCGACGAGGGCACCCGCCGCGGCCAUGGUGAUGGGGAAGCUUGGCAGGAGGAUGUUCUGCCUCGAGGAGCAGCCCGGCAGGGCGUGCUCCCCCGCCGCCUGCGUCGCCCAGACGCAGUCCACGUCGUCCCUGACCUCGGCCAUGGUGCGGCGCCAGGGCCGCGGGGAGCUGCUCCGCAGGGGCGCGCCGUCCAGUCACGAGCGGUCCGUGAACGUGGCCGCGGAGCUGCUGCAGCUGGGCCACGGCCUCUGGACGAAGUCGACGUCGUCGCGCAGCCCUCCGCCCUCCGCCGGGCUGGCGCUGGGCUUCCAGGUCAGCGAGACCUCCCACGCGCCGCGAGUGAACAGCCCCAGCAGCGACUCCUCCUCGAACGCCGACAGGGAGAGGCCGGCGAGGUGCGGCCUGCUCCCCGCCGCCGCCUUCGAGGUGGCGGACUUCGCGCAGGAAGAGGCCGCCGCGCCCAGCGGGCAGCCCCAGCUGCACGCAAGAAGGAACGCACUCCACCCCACCGAGCUCCGCAAGAAUCAGCUGUUCUCAGGAACCGAGAUGCCGUCCCCGUUCUUUGAACGCUGCGGCCGCCAAGGCCUAGGCUGCGCAUGUGGACGGCGCGAUCCACUAGUUAGUUCGACUUCCCAGGUCGGGCGCUGCGAGAACACCGCACAAGUCACGCUGGACCCAUCCCUCGUCGCGUGGUCCGCGUCACCAUCAACGAAACAGACGCUGCCGCAGCCCGCAUCACGCUCCAAGAUCUGUUCACCGAAUUAUGUCCAGGCGCAGCCCCCGCCAACGGGGCUCGCAAAGAGCCCCGCGGGGGAGAAGGCGCAGCCGGGCUGGCCACUUAUGUCGAUUCUAUCCGCGCUCCACUCCGAUACCACUGUCCUGUCCACGGAGCGGGCCCGCCUGGGGCGUCGUUGGCGAGCCACGAUCACCAAAUCCUGGUGGUCGAUCCCCGUCGCGAUCGGCUGCAUACUUUUCCAUGGAAUCGUGAACGUCCUUCGCGAUCGCACUGGGCAGCGGUUCCUCGAGCACAGCUCAAUCGGGCGCUUCAGCGGCGUUUACACCUCGAUGCACACGGAGUGCGAAGCCAUCUGGGACCUGGCGGCGCCCGCACCACCGAGCCCUAGCCCGAGGCGGGCCCGAGCGCGCGUGGGAGGCGAGAGUACGCACAAGGAUUGUACACUUUGCACCGAUUCCGAUCACAGCAAGCACACCAUGCCCAUGGCUGUUCCCAGCGUGUGGCAAGCUCAGCAUGCCAAGCGGCACGAAGCAGUCGUGCGAGUGGCAAAGAUGGUAAACCAGCGUUUCGACCGGAUCGAGUCGACAGUGAGUGCGACUGUGAGCAAGAUCGACAUGCUGACAAAGAAAAUUGUGGUAUCAUCCGAGAUCGAGGUGCGCACACCAUCAACACAUUCAGAGCUAAGCCUGGAGACAAGGAUCAAUCGGAUCGAACUUCUUCUCUAUCGGACUCCAGUGGCAGAUUUCCAGCACAUUGACAUGAUGAUUGACAAUAUCGUGUCGAAGACUAUCGAGCGCAACGCAGAGCUUCAGAUGGAGUUCACCCCCGAUCGGCUCAAUCACAGCCCGGGGUGCAAGAGCCAGCGCAAGGCGCCCGUGAGACGCCCGCACCGCUGUGGGCACGAGAGCACCCCUGGAGGCACCCAGGAGUGGCGGGGGCAGAGGGCGAGGCGAGUCGCCCCUCUCCGCGAGAGGGGGAGGCCGCCGGGUGCGGAGAGCGCGCGGGGAGAGGCGCUCGGCCGCGCCUCGCGCGGCGCGGGCUCCGCGAGCCGACUGGGGGCCGCCCUCCCGGAUGUGGGCGGCUCGCCGCGCCGAGCGAUGGCGUCGGCGCCGGCCCCAGCCGUGGUGGGCGCCCAGCAGGCGUCCCGGCAGCCGCGGCGGCUGGAGCCCCUGCAGGCCUCGGGCAGUGCCGAGGGGGGUGGAGCGAUGGCUGCUGCUGCCGCCGACGCCGUGCCCGCAUUGGAAGGGGUGGACCAGGUGGCGUACCUCCUGUAUGCGGUGCCGGGAGCUCCCCUGUGGCACCAGCGCUGGAACUUGGGUCGGGUGGUGUCCCGUCCGAGUGACGCGAUCCUAGUCUCGCCAGACCACCAGGUGCAGUGCGAGGUAGUGGACGGGACGUCGCCCGACAUCAGCGCGGUGCGGUGGGCGCCCGCCCUCGCCCCCAGGCCGCCGGGCGUCGUGCGGGCCUACCGCUUCGCGAGCGCCCCGACUGCGGCGGAGGUGGCCGCCUGGCUCCCCGAGGCCCAGGCCGAGGCUCGGCGCUGCUUUGCUCGGCGCCACCAGGGCGUGGCCGUGCCGGCGCCCGUCUUCGAGGCGGGCGGAGCGCCGGCGCCCGCGGGAGCGGCGCUCGCGGCGGCCGUGGUCGGGGGGGCCCGACCCCUGGUGCUGGCGGGUGGCGCUGGCGACGCCGCCCCCGCCCCCGUGGGGAACCGGCGCGUCGCCCAGGAGUGGAGGGGGUACCACUACGGCGACGUGAUCAUCCCUCCAGCGGGCUUCGCUGGGGCGGGCACCCCCGCCCGCGGAGUCGUCUUGCUCGCAGACGGGUCGUCUCUCUUCGUCGAGUGGGUGGCCAUCGGUGACGAGUCGGACUUCGCCGACCGGGCGGUGGCGCCCGACUGUCGCCUACUGCCGGCCCGUCUCGAUCGCGCUGGCAGGCCCUUCCGGACGCUCGAGAACCUCGUCGAGAGCUGCCGUCAGGAGCACCUCCCCGACUUCAUCGCGCCGAGGACGACCAUGUGGUGCCUCGAGCACCUCGCGGGCGAGGGCCGCUCUCUCGAGUCCCACUUCGAGCACUUCAAGAAGCUGCGCGGGCUCCAGGACUCCCAGUGGGGCAUGGAGGAGUACGCCAGUGUGAUCAGCUACCUGAAGGCGUUGCUCCAGCACGAUCAGGUGGACGCGUCCAACAUCCUGUCGGUGGAGAUGAUGUUCCGCCGGCUCCAGACGAUCGAGUACUGCUACAGCGACAAGUUGCGCGAGAGGACAGCGGGCUCCUCCGCGGGGAGGCUCACCGCCGACGAGCAGGCCGCCUUCGGGGCGACGGCCCGAGCCGAGUCGAGGCUCAUGGUGUCGCCCGCGCUGCUCGAGAGUGCCAAGCAGGAGCUGGAGCGGGACGCGUCGCUGGCCAAGAGCCUCCUGAAGGCGCGCGAGGCGCGGGAGUCGCUGGGCAAGCGGAGGCAGGGCCAGGGGAAGGACCAGGGGUGA